UCAAAACCCAAAAUCCCUCUUAUUUCAAACACGUGGCGAAAUCCUGUUCGUUCAUAACUGGCAGUUAGAGAUGCAAACAGAAUCAAACUGUAGGGAGUAAACUGUAAAUACUUCCUUUUCAAAGUAAGUGUAUUUGAUGAUAAUGGUUCUCUGAUUAGAAAAGGCUCCGGCUUUAUCAUUCUCAGACCAUCAUCACUAAGCAGUAAGUAAGCACUAUAAUCGCAGAAGAUAGAUAAAAUGGAAGUAGGGUUUCUGGGUUUGGGAAUCAUGGGAAAAGCCAUGUCAAUGAAUCUAUUGAAGAAUGGAUUCAAAGUCACUGUAUGGAACAGAACACUCUCCAAGUGUGAUGAGCUUGUGGAGCAUGGUGCAUCAGUAUGUGAGAGUCCAGCUGAAGUAAUCAAGAAAUGCAAAUACACUAUUGCUAUGCUCUCUGAUCCUUGUGCUGCUCUUUCGGUUGUUUUCGAUAAAGGCGGUGUUUUGGAGCAGAUAUGUGAAGGAAAAGGUUAUAUCGAUAUGUCGACUGUUGAUGCAGAGACUUCUUUGAAGAUCAAUGAGGCAAUCACCGGGAAGGGUGGUCGGUUCGUAGAAGGUCCGGUUUCAGGUAGCAAAAAGCCAGCUGAAGAUGGCCAACUCAUUAUCCUUGCUGCUGGUGACAAGGCACUCUUUGAGGAAUCAAUCCCAGCUUUUGAUGUCUUGGGGAAGAGAUCGUUUUACUUGGGACAAGUUGGAAACGGAGCUAAAAUGAAGCUAAUAGUGAACAUGAUAAUGGGAAGCAUGAUGAAUGCAUUCUCUGAGGGGCUUGUAUUGGCUGACAAGAGUGGACUUAGCUCUGACACUCUUUUGGAUAUUCUGGAUCUGGGAGCAAUGACUAACCCGAUGUUCAAGGGGAAAGGACCUUCAAUGAACAAGAGUAGUUACCCACCAGCAUUUCCAUUGAAACAUCAGCAGAAAGACAUGAGGCUAGCUCUUGCUCUUGGCGAUGAAAACGCGGUUUCCAUGCCUGUAGCCGCGGCUGCAAACGAGGCUUUUAAGAAGGCGAGAAGCUUGGGACUAGGAGAUCUCGACUUCUCUGCUGUGAUUGAAGCUGUGAAAUUCUCCCGCGAAUAGCAAACUGUUUCAAAACAUCCACUCAUUUGGAUUGGCUGAGAUACUGAAAUCAUUGUUAUCUUCCCAAAUAGAGAUUUACUCAUUUGGCCAAACACACAUUUUACUCCUUCACCAAAUAAAAAGUCUUAACCACAUAUCCAGAAACGUUCAUAGAGUUGCAACCUUACGUUUCAACUACUUUAUGGCUAGUUCACUCGAUAUUGGUCCAGAGGUAGAUCAAAUUGAUUGAAACAGAACCAAUAAAAUAGAGCAAAGUUUAUUUGAAGUUGGUCACUGUUAAGGUUAUAUGAAACAAAGGAAGCAAAAAAGAACCCGUAGAUGAGAAGAUCAAAGAAAUAACAUUGCAUCAAGAUGGUCAAGAGAAAUGUUCCUAUGGAUUAUAGACAAACGAGGAGAGGAGGAGACCAUUUCAGUAGAAAAUUGGAUUUCGUUGG
Arabidopsis thaliana (thale cress) is the source of this 1541-nucleotide messenger RNA. It is a transcript of the gene GLYR1, whose product is annotated as glyoxylate reductase 1. Gene Ontology annotation, cellular component: cytosol; cytoplasm. Lineage: Eukaryota; Viridiplantae; Streptophyta; Magnoliopsida; Brassicales; Brassicaceae. The coding region runs from base 238 to 1107 and encodes 289 amino acids. Gene Ontology annotation, molecular function: NAD binding; oxidoreductase activity; NADP binding. The record is from RefSeq and is marked reviewed. The transcript has 8 exons.